AUGGCAGGAAUGGCAAUUGCAGACAUAUUAACCGGCACUUUUACCGUCAAGGCUGGGCAUGCCCAGAUGCUGAAGGGCGGCGUCAUCAUGGACGUAGUUACGCCUGAGCAGGCGGAAAUCGCCGCAGAGGCAGGGGCCGUGGCUGUCAUGGCCUUGGAGCGCGUGCCGGCAGACAUUCGCGCGGACGGGGGAGUGGCCCGGAUGACCGACCCGUCCAUUAUCACGCGGAUCAUGGAUGCGGUGAGCAUUCCGGUUAUGGCGAAGGUGCGGAUCGGUCAUUUCGUCGAAGCGCAGAUCCUCGAGGCCCUCGGCGUCGACUACAUCGACGAGUCGGAAGUGCUGACCCCGGCCGACGAAACUCACCAUAUUUGGAAGCACGAGUUCAAAGUGCCCUUUGUUUGCGGCUGCCGGGACUUGGGCGAGGCACUGCGCCGCAUUUCCGAAGGGGCAGCGAUGAUCCGAACAAAGGGCGAGGCCGGCACGGGCGACGUGGUAGAGGCGGUGCGGCAUAUGAGGGCGGUGCAGGACAACAUCCGCAAGCUCCAGACCAUGCCCGACGACGAACUGGUGGUCGAGGCCAGGGAUCUGCGGGUGUCGCUGGAUCUGUUGCAGGAGACCCGCGAGCAGGGCCGGUUGCCGGUGGUUAACUUUGCUGCCGGCGGCGUGGCUACCCCCGCCGACGCGGCGCUGAUGAUGCAGCUGGGUGCUGACGGCGUGUUCGUAGGUUCUGGCAUAUUCAAGUCUGGAGACCCGGCGAGUCGGGCCUAUGCCAUCGUGCAGGCUGUUACCCACUACAACGACCCAAAGAUCCUGGCCGAGCGGGGCUACCGGCACACAGAAUUGAAAAUAGGCGUAUUAGCGGUACAGGGCGACUUCGCCGAGCACAUUGCGAUCCUGCGGAGCAUUGACGUGGAGGCUCGGGAGGUCAGGUUGCCGGAGCAUCUCGAGGCUCUGGACGGAUUGAUUAUUCCCGGCGGAGAGAGCACCACCCUGAGCCGCCUGAUGACGAUAUACGACCUGCGGCAGUCGGUGGCCGGCAUGGUUGCCGAUGGCCGCCCGGUUUGGGGUACCUGCGCUGGCAUGAUUAUGCUGGCGAACGAGAUCACCGAACAGGACCCUGUUCCCUUGGGGCUCAUGGACAUCGGUGUUCAGCGCAACGCUUUUGGUCGACAGGUCGACAGCUUCGAACAGGAGCUUCAGAUCACCCCCCUCUCCCCGGAGCCAUACCACUGCAUAUUUAUUCGCGCGCCCGUGGUUUUCCGCGUCGGAUCGUCGGUGGAAGUGCUGGCCAGCCUCGAUGACGGGGCGCCCGGUGGCUGUACAGCAAGGCAACCUCUUGGCGACGGCUUUUCACCCCGAACUCACCCGCGAUACGCGGGUGCAUCAGUAUUUCUGCAGUAUGGCGGAAUGAAUUCUUCAGUUGCCGUUCCAUAG
Geodia barretti is the source of this 1434-nucleotide messenger RNA. NCBI's taxonomy places the organism in Eukaryota, Metazoa, Porifera, Demospongiae, Tetractinellida, Geodiidae. The record is from the annotation of a GenBank genome assembly.